GCCGCCCCGGCUGCAUGCCCGCCGCGGUAUCGGCACGGCUGGAUUCGCUGGAGUCCUGGGCCUUUCACGCGCUGCUGGUGCUGCCCUAUAUGUUCUACGUGGGCUUGUUCUUCGUCAACGUGCUGAUCUUGUACUACGCCUUCCUGAUGGAGUACAUCGUCCUCAACGUGGGCAUCGUCUUCCUGCCCGAGGACAUGGACCAGGCGCUGGUGGACCUGGGGGUGCUCUCCGACCCCGGCUCGGCGCUGUACGAGACCGACGGCGAGCUGGACGUAUUUGACACCUACUUGGAGUGACGCCGUACCGGCGCGGCGCCGGGAUGCCCGCGCCGCCUCUC
Messenger RNA from Lagopus leucura (white-tailed ptarmigan), 337 nucleotides. RefSeq names its product Dexi homolog (gene DEXI). The transcript has a single exon. Lineage: Eukaryota; Metazoa; Chordata; Aves; Galliformes; Phasianidae. The record is from RefSeq and is a predicted model, not a curated record. The coding region runs from base 15 to 296 and encodes 93 amino acids.